AUGAGUUUGAUCGCUAGUGUAGGGAACAUGUCCAGGUUACAUGACGGUCCUAUCAUUGACGACGAUUUAUACGUCAUCCUCGUUGACAUCAGCGCCAACAGCCUAACUGUCCUGGUGUCUUUGUUUGGGAUGUUGACCAAUGGGGUCAAUAUUUUGAUUUUCUUGCGUCAAGGCUUCAGUGAGCAGGUCACCAUCACUCUACUGGCCCUGGCCGUGUCUGACAUGAUGGCACUGAUGGUCAACUCGAUCCCAAAUCUCGUGUUUUUUAUAGCCUUAAAACUCUUCGGCGUCGCUUUAUUUUCUGAUGAGAUCACAUACGUAACGACAGGGACCCUGCAUUUGGCUUUUGUCAGAGUAACGGGUUGGCUGACGGCGUUUAUAACAUUUGAGCGUUGUCUUUGUGUGACCCUGCCUCUACACGUCAGGUCAGCGGUCACCAAAAGACGUGUCACUUUUGUCGUCAUAGCGAUUUAUAUUUUCAGUUUCUCGUGUCUGGCACCGACCUACUACACGACUUACUACAACUGGAGUUACCUCCCUCACAUGAACAGCAGUUAUCUAAUCCUGAUGGACACAGAUCACCGUGUUGUCCUCGAUCACAUGAGCUUCAUCAUCGGGAAUGUUUUCCCAGCUAUCGCGUCUUUCUCUAUAGUCCUCCUCAGCACCGUCUUUCUAUCUAUCGGGCUCAUCAGCUCGAAAACAUUUCACAAACAUCACACCAAACAGCUCUCCGUUGCUACAGAUAAGUUUCAGCGGAUUACUAGAAAAAAGAUUAAGAUAAUUAAACUGACGUCACUCUUGGCUUUAAUCUUCAUCGUCACCUUUACCCCGACUAUAAUCUUCACCGUCUGGAUUGCAUGUGAUCCAGGCUUCAGCGCCACGGGAUUCAACAGUAACUUCUUCAAAGUGGCCUUUUCUUUUUCUUUCUUGAUGGAAUCGCUCAACUCCAGCCUGCAUGUGUUUCCUUACUAUAGCAUGAGCACCAACUACAGAACCAGGUUCAAACCCAGUUUUUCAUGCUUCUUUACUAAUACAUGA
Messenger RNA from Physella acuta, 1038 nucleotides. RefSeq names its product cysteinyl leukotriene receptor 1-like. Gene Ontology annotation, biological process: G protein-coupled receptor signaling pathway. The record is from RefSeq and is a predicted model, not a curated record. NCBI's taxonomy places the organism in Eukaryota, Metazoa, Mollusca, Gastropoda, Physidae. Gene Ontology annotation, molecular function: G protein-coupled receptor activity. Gene Ontology annotation, cellular component: plasma membrane.